This is a messenger RNA of Colias croceus (clouded yellow), 662 nucleotides long. RefSeq lists its product as uncharacterized. The record is from RefSeq and is a predicted model, not a curated record. The transcript has 4 exons. NCBI's taxonomy places the organism in Eukaryota, Metazoa, Arthropoda, Insecta, Lepidoptera, Pieridae. Bases 312 to 662 code for a protein of 116 amino acids.
UGUUGGUCGGUUACUACGCGCCUCCCUACUAAACGUUCGAAAUAAAAAAAAAAACUGUUAUCUAUGGCCGUGAAAAAUGUGUAAAUUUAAAUUUAGAACUUAGUGACCACAGACUUCUCGUGCCAAACAAUGGGAUUAAGUGAACGAUUUCUAUUGAACGCGUUUUGGCGGCAAACUUGGAUGUCAGUGAGUUUGACAGAUGAACCUCCCGCGCUUUUCCUUCAGUUGUCGUAGGUACUCGCUAGAUGGCGACGCUCGCGCGCUUUGAGCGUGGCUAGCAGCUAAGCUGUCAGUCGUGCGACGACCGCCCGAUGGGAAAGACGUCCGGAGGGCGCCCCGACGCAGGAGUCCGCGCUCAGAGAUUCAGUAGUCGCAGAGAGUCAGGUGUAGCGUGGGGGCGGCGCGGGCGUGGCGUGGCGGGCGCGCGCGGCGCGGGCGCGUGGCGGCGGCGUGAGCGCGCCGGGCAUCCGCGCAGGCCCAUGGAGAUCCUUACCAGCAUCUACGCGUUGCUCGCUGGAGGGCAAGGGGUAAACCCGAAAAUCGACUCGAUAGCAUUUCGUCUUCAUUGCGGGGCUACAACGGCUGCUCUUUUGGCGGCAAGCGCGGCCCUUACCACGCGCCAUCUCGUGGGCAACCCCAUAGACUGCAUACACACAAGGUAA